Molecule: messenger RNA, 1706 nt
Organism: Patiria miniata (bat star)
Lineage: Eukaryota; Metazoa; Echinodermata; Asteroidea; Valvatida; Asterinidae
Product: aqualysin-1-like
Exons: 8
Coding region: 252-1406 (384 amino acids)
Biological process (GO): proteolysis
Molecular function (GO): serine-type endopeptidase activity
Source: RefSeq, a predicted model, not a curated record
UUCAGCCGAAGAGAUUAAACAAUAGUAAAAAUGCAAUAUGCUGGUUUAGUGGCCAUACGCUUUUCAGCUUACCUCUGUGGUCAGAUGCUGGUUUGGACCUUACGAAAUGAUGUUGUGAAUCUAAUAAGUAUUUGAUGUUGUGAUUUCAAUCGAAAACAUUCCAUUAAUUAAGAAAGUUACGGUGUUGUAAUCCAUUAUAAUCUACCAGACAACAUUCAGACAUAUCAUUCUGGACUUUUUGUGACUAAACAAUGGCACUGCUAUUGUCUGUUUGCCCGUUGUUCGUGAUUUGUCUGCUGUCGCCCUUCGUAUCAUCUCUGGCCCCUCUCUAUGGAAACGAAGAUCCGCUGCUUCCUAACAAAUACCUGGUUCAUCUUAAGGAACACAGUGAUGUCCACCACACGAUACAGGCAAUGCAGUUUUUAUCGAAGAGAUCUCAGUUUCUAUGGCGAGUGCACGAUAUCUUCCAGCACGUUGUGAAAGCCUUCACGGCCGAGUUGGACAACGACUCGCUUCAAGCGAUUCUGGCGAACCCAGAGGUGGAGUUUGUGGAGAGAGACCAGACAGUUCAUCUUUUGAGCCACCACGUAGAUCCCAUCCCGUGGGGUCUAGAUCGCAUCGACCAGCGGGAACUUCCCCUGGACGGAAAGUACAGGGUCGAAGGUACCGGAGCGGGUGCCCAUGUUUACGUCUUAGAUACGGGCAUCCUGACAUCUCAUGAGGAGUUCGAAGGAAGAGCUGAUGUUGUCUUCGAUUACUUCGACAAAAGUGGUGUUGAUUGUCAGGGACACGGAACGCAUACGGCUGGCAUCGUUGGAGGCAAGACAUACGGGGUGGCUAAAAUGGCCGCCAUACACGCCGUGCGAGUACUGGACUGCGAGGGGUUAGGAUCUGUGUCAGGCGUCAUGGCAGGUCUGGACUGGAUCAAACGUAACGCCGCCCGUCCAGCCAUCGCCAGCAUGUCCCUUGGCGGUAACUUUUCCCUCUCCCUUUCCGAGGCGAUUUGGAGGACCGUCUCGUCCGGCAUAGUCGUCACCGUUGCUGCUGGCAACGAACAUACCGACGCCUGUACGACUUCCCCCGCCAACUCCAGAAAGGCUAUCACAGUUUCAGCCACCAAUAUCCAGGAUAAAGUCGCAACAUUUGCCAAUGUUGGUUCGUGCGUGGAUCUGUUCGCUCCGGGGGUGGAGAUCCGUAGCGCAUCCAUCACUUCACCCACGGCCAGCCGAGUAGCAUCCGGCACCUCCAUGGCUUGUCCAUUCGUUGCAGGUGCAGCAGCAAUCAUCCUUGGGAAUGACCCUAAUUUGACCCCAGAUGAAGUCAAAAUGAGAAUUCUUGGCAGUACGUCAGAAACGGUGCGGAAAACAGACGCCAAAUCUCCAGACAAGUUGCUUUACAUCCCAUAAAAUUAGCGUAACAAUUCCAAGGAUUGAAUAUUAUACACAAAGUAGUGGAGUUUCUCAAUUUGUCAACGCCUAAUUUCACUCAGGGGAAAUGUUUUGUAAAGUUAAAUGCUGAACAAAAUAACAGAAAAUAAUAUUACAGAAUUUUUAAACUGUAUUGAAUUUGAAUUGGUAGUUGAAAUUUAGCAUUUCUUUAAGCCAGAAAUAUAUCUGUGGAUGGGAAUGCAGCAACUGAAAAGACGAACACAAUUUUAUUAUGUGAAUGAUUAAUGAAUUAAUGAAUAAAAAGAUUGACACCAUGUA